UAUACAUCUAAAGCUGCCACUCCUUCGUUAAAGGUUAAAAAAUGGAGAUCAUGCAUGUCUCUACUUUCGAUUUUAUUGCACUGCUCAUCUUCUUUUCCUUCCUUUUUGUUAUAAUUGACAAGAGAAAUAAAUCAAAACAACAAAAGUUGCCUCCAGGUCCAUGGACGCUUCCCCUUAUUGGAAGUAUCCAUCACUUGAGAGGAGCAUUUCCACAUCGCACUCUUAGAAAAUUAGCAAAAAAGUAUGGGCCUAUCAUGUAUUUGCAACUUGGAGAAAUUCCUGCAGUAGUCAUAUCAUCACCUAAUGUGGCUAAAGAAAUUCUAAAAAUUCACGAACAUGCCUUUGCUUCUAAGCCACGACUUACAUCCAUAGACAUCACUACUUACAACGGUAAGGACAUUGCAUUUGCACCAUAUGGUGACAAUUGGAGACAAAUGCGUAACAUAUGUGUUACAGAACUUUUAAGUGCCAAGAUGGUUAAGUCUUUUAGUUCAAUUCGGAGAGAUGAGAUUUCGAGUCUCGUCUCAUCAAUUCAAUCCAUGAAUGGUUCUGUUGUCAACAUAACACAAAAUAUUCUUCACUAUACAAACUCUGUGACAUGUAGAUCAGCCUUUGGAAGAAUACAAAAUAAUCAAGACGAGUUGAUAAAUUUGUUGAGGGAAGCACUGGAUUCAUUAGGAGGAUUUGAUGUGGCUGAUUUGUUCCCUUCUUGGAAAUUACUUCACAACAUGAGUAGGGUGAAAUCGAGAUUGUUAAAGCUGCAUCAGAAGGUUGAUGCAGCUCUAGAGAACAUCGUUAAUGAGCAUAUUGAGAAUCGAGCACUCAGCAACAAGGGAAAUACUGAGUUUGGAGGUGAAGAUUUGGUUGAUGUUCUCCUAAGAUUUAAGGAGAACGGUGAACUCCAAUUUCCAAUCACAAAUGAUCACAUAAAAGCAGUAAUUUCUGACAUGUUCGCUGCUGGAACUGAAACUUCAGCUGCAACUAUUACAUGGGCAUUAUCGGAAAUGAUGAGGAACCCAAAAAUUAUGGCCAAGGCACAAAGUGAAGUGAGACAAGUUUUCAAAGGAAAGACAAGUUUUGAUGAAAAAGAUCUUGAUAGAUUAUCAUACCUAAAGUUAGUCAUUAAUGAAACGUUAAGGCUACAUCCUCCAAGUCCUUUUCUGCCCAGGCAAUGUACGAAAGAAACAUAUAUUGAUGGAUAUAAAAUACCUCCCAAGACCAGAGUACUAAUCAAUUCAUGGGCACUUGGAAGAGAUCCCAAAAGUUGGCAUGACCCUGAGAGUUUUAUACCGGAGAGAUUUGAUAAUUCUUCAGUUGACUUUAUGGGAAAUCACUUUCAGUUUAUACCAUUUGGUGCAGGAACAAGGAUUUGUCCAGGAAUGCAAUUUGGUUUGGCUAACGUUAAACAUCCAUUGGCUCGUCUCCUCUACCACUUUAACUGGGCACUUCCAUAUGGAAUUAGUCCAGAAGAUCUGGAUAUGACUGAGAAGAAGGGAUUCAGUGCAGCAAAACAAAAAGAUCUGUACUUAAUUGCCACGGAUCACAGAAGCGACGAAAACUUUUGAUGUUGUGCUUUCAAUGCUGAAAGCAUACCCUAUAUAAUGCUUCAUCCUUUAAUUUGGUUUAUAUUCAUGUCCCCCUUUUAUCUUUAAAGUUAUAGUGAAAAUUAGCAAAGAAUAAGAUCAAGAGUUGGUUGUACAGUUAUGGUUUGGAAGGUCGGACCAGAGAAUUCGUUCUACUAUUUUGUGUAGUAUGUACUCCAAUAUUUAUUUCUAUUUGGAGAUGAACUACGACUUGUAAAAUGGAUAUAAGGAAAAUGAGAAAUUAAAUGAAACAAAAUCAAGGCAGA
This is a messenger RNA of Nicotiana attenuata, 1849 nucleotides long. RefSeq names its product premnaspirodiene oxygenase-like. Lineage: Eukaryota; Viridiplantae; Streptophyta; Magnoliopsida; Solanales; Solanaceae. The transcript is spliced from 2 exons. The record is from RefSeq and is a predicted model, not a curated record. Bases 42 to 1565 code for a protein of 507 amino acids. Gene Ontology annotation, molecular function: heme binding; oxidoreductase activity, acting on paired donors, with incorporation or reduction of molecular oxygen; monooxygenase activity.